ACGUUUUGUCAAGUGGAAUGCGUAGUGUCUUGACAAACAUGGUGAAGUCUAGCAUCCAGAUUUUACUUUUAACAUUCGCUUUACUUAUUUGCUCUUUUUUCCAUGUUUCUCUACAAAGCCACGAUAGCGAUGGACCCAAAUUACCCGAGGAGUGCAAAGAAAUGUUAGAAGGACUAGCUAGAAAUGUUUCUCACUUCACCAAGUGUGCGGUGGAGCAGGCGACCCCGUUUCGCUUCUGUCGGCGUUGCAGACUUGAAUUCCAUGCUGUCUGUGAGACAAAAGCCAACAUAUACAACAAGGAUUAUGGCUGCGUAGAUGUGCUUGUUUCCUCAGAGAAGUAUCAAAUUGUUAACAACGUCUACGCGUUUGCGAUAAAUUUAUGGAGAGGCUCCAAUUGCGAAAAUUGUUAUGAUGAUGAAGAAUCAUCUGAAUUGAAAAGUGCUGUUGCUGAUUACUUCAAGACCCAAGAGGCUGUCUAUCACUGCUUUAUCAAUGAAUCAAGAAUUCCUGCACCACACAUGACAAACUCAUCAUCACAUAAUUCCUCUGUCACACCUCCAGCCAACAACAACAUGACUAUCGUCACCAAUGUCUGUGCCAAGUGCCUUAAUCAGUACAUUGCUCUACAAAAAGCCUACAGGACAGUAGCGGGUGCCGGCGAGUAUGGAGAUCUUGUUGAGACAUCUAUCUGUGCCGAUGUUGUAUCUGCUAUGAAUUUCACCCGUCAACGCUGGAGCCAAGAGUUCCAGUGUGUUCACUUCCACAAGGAUUUGGUUUCGGUGGUAGCACUUACUGUGUUCUUCUGCUUUCUACCAAUUAUUUUCUACACUGCCGCUAGACUCAAUGGAAAUUCAUUUGACAAAGCUCCCUCCGCAGGCAACGCUUAUGCCCAGAAGUCAGCAUAAAAACAAGGCUAUUCGGGAAUCCUGUGAAAACGUCCCAAGGAUCAACUACGAUUCGGAGUAAAAGCGCACAAGUUAUUAUGCAAGUUGAUAACCGUAUCAAUUGUUUGAGGGCUGCUACUUUAAUUUUACAAAAUUAGAACAAAAUAUCAAACAGAAGAAAAGCAAUUUGGAAAGUGCUGCUUUAAAUUAUUUGUAUGAAUCUGUAAAUAAGCAUGUAUAAUAGUAUAAAUUUUUCAUUAAAGGUCAUUUUGAAUA
Molecule: messenger RNA, 1160 nt
Organism: Nematostella vectensis (starlet sea anemone)
Lineage: Eukaryota; Metazoa; Cnidaria; Anthozoa; Actiniaria; Edwardsiidae
Product: osteopetrosis-associated transmembrane protein 1
Exons: 6
Coding region: 18-905 (295 amino acids)
Cellular component (GO): cytosol
Source: RefSeq, a predicted model, not a curated record